AUGGCCAGCCUCAGAACGGUGAGCAGGGCGGCGCUGCUGCUGAGCCGCCCUGCCGCGGGCCGUCAGCUUGGAAAAACGGCCAUGUGCGGUGCGCGGUGGCACUCGUCCAAGCACCCCGAGGGCUUCGUGCCGCCGACGGGCGAGGAGCUGGAGGAGCUGCGGGAGCGGGUACAAGAAUUUACGCGGCGCGAGAUAUCGGCCGAGGUGGCGGCGCUGACGGACAAGAGCAACGCGUUCCCCGACGACAUGUGGUCCAAGCUGGGCGAGGCGGGCUUCCUGGGCAUGACGGCGGACGAGGAGGUGGGCGGGCUGGGGAUGGGGUACCAGGCGCACUGCGUCGUCAUGGAGGAGCUGUCGCGGGCGUCCGGGUCCAUCGGGCUCAGCUACGCGGCGCACUCGCAGCUGUGCGUCAACCAGCUCCAGCUCAACGGCACGGCGGAGCAGAAGCGCAGGUGGCUGCCGGGCCUCGUGGCGGGGACGAGCGUCGGGGCGCUGGCCAUGUCCGAGUCCGGGGCGGGCAGCGACGUGGUGAGCAUGCGGACGACGGCGACGGCCGUCGACGGGGGCUACGUGCUCGACGGCAGCAAGAUGUGGAUCACCAACGGGCCCGACGCCGACGUCAUGGUCGUCUACGCCAAGACGCAGCCCGAGGCGGGCUCGCGCGGCAUCACGGCGUUUGUGGUGGAGACGAAGACGGCGCGGGGCUUCUCGUGCGCGCGCAAGCUCGACAAGAUGGGCAUGCGCGGCAGCAACACGGGCGAGCUGGCGUUUGACGGCGUCUUCGUGCCGAGCGAGCACGUGCUGGGCCGGGUCGACGGCGGCGUGCGGGUGCUCAUGGAAGGGCUGGACCUGGAGCGGCUGGUGCUGUCGUCGGGCCCGCUGGGCCUGAUGCAGGCGUCGCUCGACGUGGCGGCGCCGUUUGCGCACCAGCGGCGGCAGUUUGGCGCGCCCAUUGCGCACCAGCAGCUGGUGCAGGGCAAGCUGGCCGACAUGUACACCAAGCUGCAGGCGUCGCGGGCCUACACGUACGCGACGGCGCGCCGCGUCGACGAGCAGGGCCUGCUGCUGGGGGGGAUGGGCUACGUCGAGGAGAUGCCGGCGUCGCGGCUGUUGCGCGAUGCCAAGCUGUACGAGAUUGGGGCCGGGACGUCGGAGAUCAGGCGCAUGGUCAUUGGCCGGGCUUUUAACAAGGAGUAUGCGGAUGCGUAG
This is a messenger RNA of Hirsutella rhossiliensis, 1209 nucleotides long. Its product is annotated as acyl-CoA dehydrogenase, middle domain-containing protein. The record is from RefSeq and is a predicted model, not a curated record. The transcript has 3 exons. Lineage: Eukaryota; Fungi; Ascomycota; Sordariomycetes; Hypocreales; Ophiocordycipitaceae. The coding region runs from base 1 to 1209 and encodes 402 amino acids. Gene Ontology annotation, molecular function: 3-methylbutanoyl-CoA dehydrogenase activity; flavin adenine dinucleotide binding. Gene Ontology annotation, biological process: L-leucine catabolic process.